UGUAUUUUUUUCUGGUUUUUCAAAUGCACUUUAUUUGUUUUUAUUUCAUGCACAUGUUGGUUCAGAUAUUUAAUAAGACUUAACUUGAAUUGCAUUUGUACUGAGAACUUAUGGAGGGGGGAAAAAGUGACUAGAUGUGAUGUGAUUGUGCACAGAUUUCAUGCAGCCUUGUCUAUAAUUAAAGCAUCCUUAUCUGUCUGCUCAACGUAGACCGAAUAAUUGUGGAUAAUUUGCUUGUAUGUUAAUGGCUGUUGAGAGCUGACAUGUGGUCCUGUGUUUUCACUGGAGAGAAGAAGGGAGGAGGGACUUCACAGCACAGCCUGCAGUAAUGGCACUACAAUGGAGAGAGGGUGCCAAGAGGGAAAACGAAACACACACACACACACUCACUCACUCACUCACACACACACACAUACACACACACUGAAAAGGAUGGGGGUCGAUGAGGGCACAUGGAAAGCUGAUUUUGAAUUCUUAUGUAUUCACUUAUUUGUCAUAGUUGCACAAAAACAAAAUGCGUAAAAUAGAUGACAGCAGUGCACCUCCUGUAGCUGUCCUCAGAAACUCUUACUAAUGAGUGUGUGUGUGUGUGUGUGUAUUAUGGGGAAGAAGGGGGGGGUCUCUAGCUGGGAAGGGAAGGACUCAAUUGGGGAGAGGGAGGCUAAUCGCUCCCAGAUGUGUGCUGUGAAAACAUAUGGUUUCCGAUAGCCACUGUGAUGCACAAGAAGAAUGUGUGUGUGUGUGUGUGUGUGUGUGUGCUGGUACACAAACACACAGGGACACACACACACACACACAUUCACAGAUUUAUUGAUACACAUGCAGAACUUGUGCAAACACCGUCUCAGUCACGUCUUUGCAUCCACUGUGGAGUCAUCAAAAUCUGCAUGCAGUAAUACAAAGAGUGUGUGAGAGAAAGAGUGUGUAGAAAGAAAAAAGAAAAAAAAGAGGUCCAAAUUAACCGCUUAGUGCUGUGUGCAUGAAAUAGUUCACGGAGUUGCAGCAGAGGAGGAGCAUUCAUAUUUUCCACAAAGUGGAAAAGUAGUUUAGUCAGUGUUGCAGGAAGCUAAGGUAAUGGAUUUUACUGUGUGUAACACUUUCACACUGUGACAUCCAGGGUUUCAUUCAAGUACUAAUCUGCUUUACCAGUCUGUGAUGGUGUCAGUGUUCCUGUUUUUCUGUCCACAUGUCAUUUUCACUCAACCUGAGAGGCUCUUUUGCUUGGUGGAGUGAAGAAGAAAGAAAAAGGGAGAAAGAGAAGGAGGAGGAGGAGGAGGAGGAGGAGGGGGUUCGAGGAAAUGACCAGUGAGGGCGACAGAAGGGAAAUGAAGGAUGUGGAGACAGACAGAGAGAAGGAGGGAGGGAGGGAUGAAGAAAACCCAGAGAGCGAGGGGUGGGGUUGAGGGGUCCUCUGUUUCUUUUCCUGGAAUGCAGCCCCGAGACUGUCUGCUGCAGCGAGGAAAAGUAGGAAAACAGAGGGAUUGUUCUUAGGAAGACAGACGUGCCACAUUCUUGCUGUCAGAGUUUUCUCCCCCUCUUUUUUUUAUUUUUUUAUAACUUGCUGUGGCUGUUUGAGGCCAGUGGAAGAAGAAGCGGGGGUGAGAGAUGAAGGAGGGCAGAGAGUGGAGUGUUCAAGUCAGUCUACCUCCCAGAGUGACCAUGAGAGUCCUCCUACUAAUCUGCAUGCCAGUUCUGCUGCUCGCCCAGGCCCAGUACCAGGAACCUGUUCACUAUUUGGAGGACUAUGGGCUGGAUUAUAAAGAGUCUGAACCUUUUCCUGGAACCUACCAGCAGCAAGUUCGACUUGAUCCAGUGGUCCGUCCAGAAAAAUCAGAGUCCGAUCUGGAGACAGAGCCCACAGAGCCUGGCCCUCUUGAUUGCAGAGAGGAGCAGUACCCCUGCACCAGACUCUACUCUGUUCACAAGCCAUGCAAGCAGUGCCUGAACAGUCUCUGCUUCUACAGUUUGCGACGGGUGUACGUCAUCAACAAGGAGGUUUGCGUGAGGACUGUGUGUGCACAUGAAGAGCUGCUCAGAGCGGACCUGUGUCGUGAUCAGUUCUCUCGCUGUGGCGUGGCAGCGCUGAGCGGCCAGUGUUCAUCACUAGGAGGAAGCUGUGGGAAGAGCUGUGGUGGCUGCUGAUUGAGUACAGAGAUCAGGGACGCUACCUGCCCAGAUACUGCCGCCUUUUCUCCCACAUCCUCAUCCUUUUGUCCUCCUCGAAGUUUCUCCUCACUUUGCAUUUUGACUCUUCCUGUACGACUCAUUACUCCUGUGCCAAAAGCACUUCUACAUUUGAAGUUGUUCUGUUUAUCUUUGUCUUUCCACAUGUAUGGCUGCACAGUAGACCCUGUGUGUAUAGAUAAAUAUACUCCAAAGAACAUUGAUGAUUGUAUGAAUCACUGGUGCUAUAAAAUCAUCACACUGGUGCUAUAAAAACUAUUAGAGAUGCACAUAAAAACUGCGGAACAUCUUUUUUCUACUAUUAUUAUUAUUAUUUUUUGGCAUAUUGUACCGUAUUAAUCUCAUGCUUUGUGUUUGUUGAUAUGUUACUGUACUUGUGUUGAAAAGCAGUCAUUGUCGUGACGAUCAACUCAUCAACGGUGGCCACUGUGUGCACUGACAUCACUGACAGAACGAAUCAAUAUCCAGCCGCCUAACAGUCUCAUUGUUGAAGAUCGUGAGAUGUGUGAAGAAACAGGUGGCGAGUGACCUCAGUUUUUGUAC
Larimichthys crocea (large yellow croaker) is the source of this 2727-nucleotide messenger RNA. It is a transcript of the gene mfap2, whose product is annotated as microfibril associated protein 2. Gene Ontology annotation, cellular component: microfibril. Gene Ontology annotation, biological process: embryonic eye morphogenesis. Lineage: Eukaryota; Metazoa; Chordata; Actinopteri; Sciaenidae. The coding region runs from base 1606 to 2142 and encodes 178 amino acids. The record is from RefSeq and is a predicted model, not a curated record. The transcript has 9 exons.